Messenger RNA from Momordica charantia (bitter melon), 2467 nucleotides. RefSeq names its product protein CLAVATA3 INSENSITIVE RECEPTOR KINASE 5. Lineage: Eukaryota; Viridiplantae; Streptophyta; Magnoliopsida; Cucurbitales; Cucurbitaceae. Gene Ontology annotation, biological process: protein phosphorylation. Gene Ontology annotation, molecular function: protein binding; protein kinase activity; ATP binding. The record is from RefSeq and is a predicted model, not a curated record.
GGUCACCAUAUUAAAUUCUUCAAAACUUCCUGUCUCAAACGACAAGCAUGCCUUGCUAGUGCCACUGCCCACUGCCACCAAAAGCAAACUGCCUCUCCCCCCACCUCCAUUUGGGCUCUGACAUAAAGAUUUUCUUUUGUUAAUGGGAAAUUUCUGGCAUAAAAACCAGAAAUUGGGUUCUGAUUUGAAGAUUUCCUUAUUAAACAACCAGACCCCUUUUGAGGGUUAGCUUUCCUUCUUCUUCAACCAGCCCUCAUUUUCCAAAACUUUCAGCUUCUGCUUGGGCUCUCUCUGGUUUUUUUUUUUGUACAUGAGCAUUUAAUGGGAAUGAGGAGAACAGAGGCUGCUGCUUCCUGUCUUGUGGCUUCUUUAUUGUUUUGGGCUUCUGCAAUAAAUGGCCUGCUCUCUCCCAAAGGUGUAAACUAUGAAGUUCAAGCUCUAAUGAGCAUAAAAGCUUCCCUUCAAGAUCCCCAUGGUGUGCUUGAGAAUUGGGAUGGGGACUCUGUUGACCCAUGUAGCUGGACCAUGGUUACUUGCUCGGCUGAGAGCCUUGUCAUUGGCCUAGGAACUCCAAGCCAGAACCUGUCUGGGACUCUUUCUUCAAGCAUUGGGAAUUUGACAAACCUUCAAAUUGUGCUGUUGCAGAACAACAAUAUCACAGGCCCAGUUCCUCCAGAGCUUGGGAGGCUCUCAAAGCUUCAAACUCUUGAUCUAUCAAACAAUUUCUUCACUGGGGGAAUUCCUUCUUCUUUGGGCCAUUUGAGAGGCCUACAGUACUUGAGGCUUAACAACAACAGUCUUUCUGGGGUAUUUCCGAUGUCUUUAGCCAACAUGACCCAGCUUGCUUUUCUUGAUGUGUCUUAUAAUAAUCUCAGUGGCCCUCUGCCCAGAUUUCCCAGUAAAACAUUCAACAUUGUUGGAAACCCUCUGAUCUGUGCAAGCGGGUCCGAAGCGGGCUGCCACGGAACGACUCUAAUGCCCAUGUCCAUGAAUUUGAACAGUUCACAAACUGGUUUACCUGCUGUGAGAUUGAAGAGUCACAAAAUGGCUCUUACAUUUGGCUUGAGCCUAGCUUGCCUAUGUCUGAUUGUUCUUGUAUUUGGACUGUUCAUAUGGUGGAGAAGACGAAGCAAUCGACUGACAUUCUUCGAUGUAAAAGACCGACAACAUGAGGAAGUUUCGCUCGGAAAUCUGAGAAGGUUCCCAUUUAGAGAACUUCAGAUAGCAACAAACAACUUCAGCAGCAAGAACAUACUAGGAAAGGGAGGUUUUGGAAAUGUUUACAAAGGAAUUCUUUCGGAUGGAACGGUUGUAGCUGUUAAAAGGCUCAAAGAUGGCAAUGCCAGUAGAGGGGAGAUCCAGUUCCAGACAGAAGUUGAGAUGAUCAGCCUUGCCGUGCACCGUCAUCUCCUCAGACUAUACGGGUUCUGCAAUACGCCGACCGAAAGGCUUCUUGUUUAUCCAUAUAUGUCUAAUGGAAGCGUUGCUUCACGUCUCAAAGGAAAACCGGUGUUAGACUGGGGAACAAGGAAAAGAAUUGCUAUAGGAGCUGCAAGGGGAUUGUUAUACCUCCAUGAACAGUGUGACCCAAAGAUAAUACAUAGAGAUGUUAAGGCUGCAAACAUAUUGCUUGAUGACUACUGCGAGGCUGUCGUUGGAGAUUUUGGGUUGGCUAAGCUUCUGGAUCAUCAAGAUUCACAUGUAACAACUGCCGUGAGAGGCACCGUGGGACAUAUAGCUCCCGAGUAUCUCUCCACUGGACAGUCGUCCGAGAAAACAGACGUUUUCGGAUUCGGAAUCCUACUCCUUGAACUAAUCACAGGGCAGAGAGCCCUUGAGUUUGGCAAAGCAGCUAAUCAGAAAGGAGGCAUUCUUGACUGGGUGAAGAAGAUUCAGCAAGAGAAGAAGGUGGAAGUGCUGGUGGACAAGGAUUUGAAAGCAAACUAUGAGAGAGUUGAGGUAGAGGAAAUGGUUCAAGUGGCUCUGCUGUGCACCCAAUACAUGCCAGGACACAGACCAAAAAUGUCAGAAGUUGUGAGAAUGCUUGAAGGAGAAGGGCUUGCUGUGAGAUGGGAAGCUUCACAGAGAGUGGACACUUCAAAAUGCAAACCCCCCCAUGAUUUCUCUUCCUCGGACAGAUACUCUGAUCUCACAGAUGACUCUUCAUUGUUGGUCCAAGCCAUGGAGCUCUCUGGCCCAAGGUGAAAGCUCAAAAAUUCCUUUUGCCAAAUUCUUUUUUUAGAAGAGUUUAUUUAGUAUAUUAAGAGAGAGUUUUCAAAGAUGAAGCCUUUUUUUCCCUUUUCUUUUUUGGUGCAUAGGAGGUGGAGUUUGCUUGUAUCAUAUUAGAAAUGUUGAAGCUCUGCAAGGGCUUUGUUAUUCUAUUUCCAAUUGUAUAGGCGGUGUUUGAUAACGAUUUUGUUUCAUUUGGUUAUUUGUUUUUGAAAAUUGAGCGUAUAGUGUUUGUAUC